UAAAAAAAGAAAAUUAGAAAACAAAGCAAACAGCGGAGUAGCUCUCUUUCUCUUCCCUAGCUCUCCUCACUGAUGCCUCCUCGACGUUCUAAAAAAUAAAAAAUAAAAAAAUCCCAUUACCUAAGUUUCUCCGAAUUCCUCUCUUUCUGAAUAAAUACUGUGGUAUGGAUCUUGUUAAAUUCAUUUGAGUAUUCCCUACCAACAUGCGCUGCUUGAAUCCCUCAUAGCCUCUCUGCUCUUCCUCUUAACUUAUUCCCUCUACAAUACAUAUACAUAUUUGUUUAUGGCUUUUAGGUGUGCUUCAGGUUCUGCUCCUUUUUCUUACAUCGCUUCUUCACUUUCUUCUCCUUUUCAUUCCCGGCCGAGCUUAUUUAGAAGACCAUAUAAUGAACAGCGAGCAAGGACUGAGCAGCUUAGAAAUGCUAAAGUGCUAAAGUUGAAGGGGUUUCUAAGGAGACAAAAUGUACUUUUUGCUACUUUCAAAGACCAAUCUCAAUACAUUGAGAUCAAACCUGAUGAUUCAGAACUGUUAACUGACCAUCCUGGUCCUGAAGAUAUCUCUCCAGUUGGCUUAUCAUCUAUUGGUUUUGAGGGAACUGAUGGAAGAUCAGGUUUUAUUUCAUUUUACAAUCGCACAUACAAAAGAGACGAUGCAGUCGUUUCUAAUGUGCAUAGGAAUCAGAGCAGCUUACUAUGGUUUGUUGGUCCUGCUGUCCUUGUGGCCUCUUUCAUUUUCCCCUCACUUUAUUUACGUAGAAUGCUUUCAACCAUAUUUGAGGACUCCUUACUAACAGAUUUUCUCAUAUUGUUCUUCACAGAAGCACUUUUCUAUUGUGGUGUUGCCAUAUUUCUUCUGCUAAUUGAUCGUCUAAGGAGGCCUAUUGGACUAGAUUCUGCAACAGAAACCUUGCCUUCUCACUUGGGUCAACGGAUCUCUUCUGUUGCUACCCUUGUACUUAGUCUUAUAAUUCCCAUGGUAACAAUGGGUUUAGUCUGGCCCUGGACUGGUCCUGCAGCAUCUGCUACUCUGGCUCCUUACCUGGUUGGUAUAGUUGUCCAGUUUGCCUUCGAACAGUAUGCGAGAUAUCUGACGUCACCUUCAUGGCCUGUCAUCCCAAUAAUCUUUCAAGUUUACAGAUUGCAUCAAUUGAAUAGAGCUGCACAAUUAGUAACAGCCCUGUCAUUCACAGUGAAAGGUGCUGAAAUGACUACACACAACUUGGCAAUAAACAGCUCUUUGGGAACACUUUUAAAUGUCCUACAGUGCCUUGGGGUUAUCUGCAUUUGGUCACUCUCAAGUUUCCUCAUGAGGUUCUACCCUUCCACCACCAGGAUUACAUAGCGGGGAAUGAACUUCAUGCUAAGGUUGGUAAAAUUAUAGUUACACAUUAAUGUCUAGAAGACUGCAUUCGAUCUUACUUCAUGUAAUUAAAUAUAUUGGACCUGGCAUAUGUUGUUCGGUUAUGCUCUGCUGUGAAAUUUGGGACAGCAAGAAUUUUGAAAUCAUCCUACUUGAAGUCUAUUAAAAUGGUUGCUACAGUAUCUUGGAACACAGGUUCUCCAUGCUGAAGAGAGCACAAGCAGUCAACAAUUCUAUGCUGCUAUGUUCACAGUUGCAUUUGCCAGGACCCAAUCUGACCUUACAGUCAAAACAGUGGACAGCAUUUGAUUUUUAACUCAUUUAUGAACAUUAAAUCUCAGCUCUGUAUACUUAUAUUUCACUCUCAUAGAUGGUGAUAUAUGGCAAUUGAACUUUGAAUGUCAUAUAGCGUUAUCAAAAAAGGGGUACACUGCUAAUUUUGUUUUAAUUGGGAGUUUUGUUUACAAAAAACAUCUAUGAAAUUUGUUCUGUAGAAAUCUCAGUAGGAUGUACUGUUUUUUCAC
Molecule: messenger RNA, 1884 nt
Organism: Durio zibethinus
Lineage: Eukaryota; Viridiplantae; Streptophyta; Magnoliopsida; Malvales; Malvaceae
Cellular component (GO): chloroplast
Source: RefSeq, a predicted model, not a curated record